UUGGCAACAAUUUUCUGCUGAGAAAAUAACAGCUGUUUUGUCUCCUCGUCUUGGUGCAGUUUGUUGACUUUUUAAACGGGCAAGGAUGGGAGAUUUGCUUGAGACCAGUUAAGACCAGCAGUCUGGUUUAUUAUAUUUCCCCCCCAGCAGGACAUUUUUUUUUUAUCUUCAAAAUGAAAUGUAAAAGUUUAUUAUUAUUGCGAAAGGUGCACGUGUAUGACUUUAAGAAGUGCAAGAUAAGGUUUCUGUUUUUAGCACCAGACUCCCAAGAUUAAAAAUAGCGUGCGAGCCCUCAAACUCCCCCAACAGACGCUCGAAUCCAUUCGCGCCCCAAUACUGAACUAAAGCAAGAGAAGAAACGAUUUAUCCCAGCCGUUAUACUGACAAUCACGCUGUUGCGUCCCAACUUUCUGAGCAAACAAACACUAGAUCAUUUACAGCCAUUUUGGCAGCUCCUCAGAGGCGACACGUGUGUCAUGAAAACGCGUUGGCGCUCUCAGCACCGGUGACUCUUCAGUCUUUCACAGUACAGCACUAGGAAGAGUGCAAAAAAGACGGAUGUAACACAAUGAACCGACUAGUGAACGACACGACGUAGCGUUGCUGUUUUUUGGUUAGAGUUAGAAACGUGCUUUCUUUUUCUUAUGCCUUUUCUGAAGGAAUAAUUCUCUUAAGGAUCGGUUCUCACGCGUAAAGUAGCGUGUUUCUCAGAAGGAUUUAUUGAAGGUUACCAAUGGGGUCUCAAGGGCCAGGACGUAAAAGAACCCCCAGCAAAAAUGGGUUGACUGCUGAGGAAGAUGCCCUCAACGUAAUCGCAAAAGAGGCUGAAGCCCGUUUGGCAGCUAAGAGGGCGGCCCGUGCAGAAGCUCGUGAGAUCAGAAUGAGAGAACUGGAGAGACAACAGAAAGAGAUUUAUCAGGUGCAGAAGAAAUACUAUGGACUGGAUAACUUGGACAACAAAUGGGGGGACAUUGAGCAGUGGAUGGAGGACAGUGAGCAAUAUACACGUGUCUCACGGAGACAUGCUUCGGUGUCAGAUGAUGAAGAACGGAUGUCAGUGGGGAGCAGGAGCAACAUACGGUUGGAUUUGGAUGCGGCGGGUGCUUACGGCGUGCUUCCCCAGGCCUCCUCCUAUCACUCACAUAAGAAGUCCAAGAAAAAGAAGAAACAUUCUUCCAAAACCAGCAAUGGCUAUGACGAUGAUCUCAGCACAUUGUCUAAUCGGAGCUCCAGACUCAGUGAUGAGAGCAAAAUGUCUCGCUCCUCUAAACUUGAUCGGCAGUCGGGCUCUGUAUAUGAGGACAGUCUCUACAGUGGCUCUCGACGCUCCAGUGCUCGUGCUUCCUCUGAAUACAGUGGUUUCCUGGGCUCCAGCUCUAAGACUUCGUCCAGAGCAAAUUCUGCGUGUGGAAGUCCAGUGGCUGAUGACAGGUUAGAGCGAGACCACUUGGAAAAGGGAUCCUCACGAGCAUCAACUAUUUCUGGCGCCACUCUUACCUCUCUGGGUGGGACGUCCUCACGGAGAGGAAGUGGAGAUACAUCCAUCUCUGCUGACACAGAAGCAUCCAUAAGGGAAAUCAAGGAGAUCCAUGAGCUUAAGGAUCAGAUUCAAGAUGUGGAGGCAAAGCACAUGCAGAACCUCAAAGAGCUCAAGGAUUCCCUUUUGGAAGUGGAGGAAAAGUACCGUAAGGCCAUGGUCUCCAAUGCACAGCUGGACAAUGAGAAGACCAAUAUGAUGUAUGAAGUGGACACUUUGAAAGACUCUUUAAUGGAACUGGAGGAGAUGCUCUUUGAAACACGCCGUGAGCUUGAGGAAAAGUGUAAGGACCUUGAACGAGAGAAGCAUGCUCAUAGCAUACUGCAGUUUCAGUUCAGUGAACUGAAGGAGACGUUGAAACAGAGUGAAGAACUGCUCACUGAGAUCCGUCAAUUACGGCUCAAGCAAGACGGCUAUGUUAGGGAGAUUUCUGACCUCCAGGAAACUACUGAGUGGAAGAAUAAAAAAAUUGGGGCAUUAGAGAGGCAGAAGGAAUUUUCUGAUGCCAUUCGAAAUGAGCGGGAUGAGCUUAGAGAUGAGGUUGUUCAGCUCAAAGAUAUUUUGAAGAAACAUGGCAUUGUCCUUGGACCCGACUUAGCCACCAAUGGAGAAACAGAGGAAGAAGCCGGAAAGGCUGAUCAGAAUUCUCAAACUGCAUCAGCUGAAAUCCGAGAGGGGAGUAGUGUACUAGGCAUUCAUCAGUUGAAGGUGUGUAAAGACCAGCAACAAAAAGAUCUGGAUGAUGGGGUGCCAGGGAAUCAGCAGUUUUCACAUGCCCCGUUCAGUUCUACAAACACACCUUUAGAAGCAAAUGAGAAUGGAGACCUUGGGGACCAAAUGAAUCGGGGUGUAGAGCAGCUUGAGAAUAGACCUGAAGAACCUCCAAGUUCUGUUGGUGAUGAUGAACUCACUGCAACAAGACCCAAGGAGGAGAUCAAAUCUGAGGCGCAUAUACCAGAAGAUUCAAGAGGCAAUACAGUGGAAGUAGAGUGCAUUGUUCACAAGGAUGGACAUUUGGAGACAGAUCAACAAGAGAGUGAAUGUGUCAAACCUAGUCAGGUGAUCAAAGAAGAAACUCCUUUAGAGUCUGUCUCUGGUUCUGUCCAUGAUGAACCUGAUCAACCUGGUGAAGCAGUGCUUGAUGAUAAACUCAAAGAGGAGCCUGUAGAAUCAUCUCAAACAGAGAAGCUUGCCAAAACCCAAGGUGCCAGUGCUUCAAAUAAAAAGAAGAAAAAGAAGAAGAAAAACAAGCAGAAGCAGAAACAGAGUGACAAGCAAGAGAAUGAUAUGAAGAUAGAUGACAAGACUGAAACAGUUUGUAGUGAAGACAAUCCAAACCAAAAAACGGCAGGUGAUCUAGAAGGAAACCAUCAGGAGCCCUUAGGGAAUGAUACAUCCGAAACAACGAUGAAUACAGAUGUCCCACAUGAUGCUAAAAGAACCAGUGAAUUGGAUGGUAUCAAAACAACAAGCACAAAUAUAAAUGCCGAUGAUGUUCAAGAUAAAAUUAUGUUAGUUACAGAUGAAGCUGAUUUUGCAGGAAUUUCUAAAACAAUCUCAAAUUUUGAUUGCCCUGAAUCUAGCAAUGGCAUCCUUUCAGAUGAUCUGUCCAGCAAUGUUAUCUCUAACCCCGCAAACAUUAUUGAUGAACACAUUGAGAAAUCAACAAAUCCUGACUCUGAAGCUGUAGUCUUUAGCUGUGAGCUUGUAUCUUCAGAAACGGAGACUUCACUGCCUCAUGAACCUUCUGCUCAGUCCAUGGAUGCUGUUGAAGGGGGUGUUGAGUCCACCAGCUGCUCUGAGAACAUUGAGAAAUCUUCAUCGGUAGACAUGAAGGAAGUGAAGAGCCAUCUGAACUGUGAAGUGGAAGAACAGGAAGAAAAUGUCCAGAACAUUGAUCUAGAUGGGACCACUAACCCUGAAGAUCAAGAUGACUCUGCUCAUCCUUCUUUCUCUGUAAUGGAGAAGGUGGAAAAUGAAGCUGAAAGGGUAAUAAAGGAACAACCUAUUGAUCAGCCAAUGGAAAACCAACUUCAAGACGGUACUGGAGCAGAAUUGGACCAGGAAGAGGUUGAGAGACAAGAUGAAUUGGAUAAAGAAAACCUUAAAGCGCCUACUGAAAAAGUGUCUGAUACUCAAGACAGUAUUGGAGCAGAAUUAAACCAGGAAGAGGUUGAGAGACAAGAUGAUCUGGAUAAAGAAAACCUUAACAUGCCUCCUGAAAAAGUGUCUUAUACUCGAGACAGUGUUGGAGCAGAAUUGGACCAGGAAGAGGUUGAGAGACGAGAUGAACUGGAUAAAGAAAACCUUAACGUGCCUACUGAAAACGUGUCUGAUGGAAGCCAUGUUGAUCACACUCCUUUAAUUGAAACACAGGUUCAGGUUGUGCAUGAUGAUCACCCGUCUCCCAAUGAAGCAAUUAAGGAAUCAGUUGGAGAGUCAGAUUCUUCUGAACAAGAACCCAAGGUAGAAAAAGAUGAGGAGGAAAGAUCAAUCCAAAAUCAGCUUGAAGUACAACUGCCUGAAGAUGGAGAAGACCUUCUGGUAAAGUCAGAUGUGGCUGCUCAAGAGCUCAAGGAAGAAGACGAGGAAGAGGAAGAUGAAGGAGAAUCAUUUGAUUUUGAUGAAAUGGAUCUUGAAGCAUCAUCAGAUGCCCCUCUAAAAAACUUUCUAGAUCAGCCAAAAGAGGAAGAGACUCUUUUCAAAGAUGAUGUCCAAGAAGCAAGCCAGGAAAACCAAAGCAAUGUCACUGAUGAGGACCAAAUUCAAAAAGAACAUCUAGAACUUGCAGAUCAGGAAUCAAAGCCAAAGGAGCAGAAAGAUGAUGGACAAGACACAGAAAACCCACAAACAACAACAGUUAUAGAAGGAUGUUUAACAGAGGACAGCCAAAUCAGCAGUAAAGUCAAACCUAAUGAUCAGCAGCAUGAUACUUCUGGAAAUAAAGAAGAUGCAUUUGAGGAGCAUCAGCAGGCAUCAGAAAACGUGACGCUCAGUGAAGGAGUUAAUCUGAUCUCAGAGAUGGAGAAAAGAAAUGUAGGCCAAGAGAUCAAUAGUUCCAUUCAACACGAAAACAAGGUGUCAAGUAUUUCAGGAGAUCAGGAAGUUGAGAAGGAAACCACAGAAAGAAACAAGGAAGAUGAAAGAAAAGAAUCUAAAAAAAGUGGAAAAGGGAAAGGGAAGGGCAAGGGGAAAGAAGAAUGUAAAAUGUCUUAAUAGACAAGGACAUUGCCGAGUCUCCCGAGUUCUCAACAUCUUCAGUUGAAAAAGUAAUUUGCACUCAUGUAGGUCCUAAUGAAAUUAAUUUGGGACCAUUACUUCAGAGAACCCUAAAAUAACCAAAGUUAUCUUACAGUCAAUCCCAAUUAUCAGUCACUGCAUCUUUUUCAGCAAACAUAUUUUACACGUUUUACACCUGAUUAACAAUACAGAAAGAACACUUGAAAUUAGUUCAAACAGUAUUUAAAAUCCCAAAACCAAUUACACAUUAAAUGCUAUCAGUAAUGGGUAUAAAGUGUCAUAUUUAUUAUGAAAUUUUACAUGAGCAUGAAUAAAAUGUUUCUCAUACUAUAUGAAUAAUACAAAUGAUCAGCUUUCUGUCUGUGCUGCAGUCAUGUUUAGCAGCUUCUUAAUUACAAUGUUUUCGGUAACAAAGGACCUGUAAUGUAUUUUGUUUAAAUGGGUGUCAUGUUGUUUAAAAUUGUGGUAAAUAAAAAAUGUUAUUGUGUGCCAACCUUAUUAAACAUUCCUCUAAAAAUUUGACUGGAGCUUUGAAGUUACGUUUUGUUUUUACAAUUUAUUUGUUGGGAGAUACGAU
This is a messenger RNA of Sinocyclocheilus rhinocerous, 5354 nucleotides long. Its product is annotated as leucine-rich repeat flightless-interacting protein 1-like. The record is from RefSeq and is a predicted model, not a curated record. The transcript has 21 exons. NCBI's taxonomy places the organism in Eukaryota, Metazoa, Chordata, Actinopteri, Cypriniformes, Cyprinidae. Bases 734 to 4753 code for a protein of 1339 amino acids. Gene Ontology annotation, biological process: regulation of transcription by RNA polymerase II. Gene Ontology annotation, molecular function: DNA-binding transcription factor activity, RNA polymerase II-specific; RNA polymerase II cis-regulatory region sequence-specific DNA binding.